This is a messenger RNA of Cuscuta europaea, 2486 nucleotides long. NCBI's taxonomy places the organism in Eukaryota, Viridiplantae, Streptophyta, Magnoliopsida, Solanales, Convolvulaceae. The record is from the annotation of a GenBank genome assembly.
CAGGUGGGCCCUCAACCGCUGAUCGGCUUUCUAUCCCCCAUAAAACCGAUUCUGGUGAUGCUUUUCACCGUAGUCUCCACUCUGCCAUCGUAAACAGAACGGAUUUCUCUCAAGCCCGUCGAUAUGUGGGAGCGAGAGCGCGACUGCGAUGGGGAAAGCUCGAUGGUUGGAGCAGUUGUUCCGGCGGUGAAGUCCUUGGACCCGAGCGGCUGUCGCCGGGACGGCGCAGCGCCGUCGGGUAUGGAGCCCGAGCUUGACAGAGAGCUGCUAUGUCCGAUAUGUAUACAAAUCAUCAAAGAUGCAUUUCUGACUGCCUGUGGCCAUAGCUUCUGCUACAUGUGCAUCAUCACUCAUCUCCAUAACAAGAGCGACUGCCCUUGCUGCUCCCAUUACCUCACCACCGCCCAGCUCUACCCCAACUUCAUCCUCGACAAGCUAUUGAAAAAGACAUCCACGCAUCAAAUUUCAAAGACUUCGUCUCCUGUGGAUCAAUUUCGUCAUUCAUUGGAUCAGACAGGGUUGGGAAGUUUCAAUUAAAGAGCUCGAUGUUCUAUUGUCAAUUUUGGCUCAAAAAAAGAGAAAACUGGAACAGGAGGAAGCAGAACGGAAUAUGCAGAUUCUACUUGAGUUUCUACACAUGUUAAAGAAGAAAAAAGUUGAUGAGCUCAAUGAGAUAAAAACUGACCUCCGGUACAUUAAAGAGGAUGUAACUGCUGUGGAGAGACAUAGAAUAGAGCUGUACCAGGCAAGGGACAAGUAUUCAACGAAAGUGCGAAUGCUUGCCAAUGAUCCCUUGGGGGCACAAUCUCGGUCUUCAUCGGUUGAUAGGAAUACAUUUGGUCUUUUCCCAUCUUCCCGUGCUGCACAUGGAGGAAUAUCAUCUGGAAAAUUGGUGUCCCAAAAAAAGGAUGGGGACCAAAGGAAGGAUGUUUCUGUCACUGAAUUGAAUUCACAACACAUGAGCCAAUCUGGCUUGGUCGUCGUAAGGAAAAAACGUGUUCAUGCACAGUUCAAUGACCUGCAAGAAUUUUACUUGCAAAAGAGACGUCAGAUGGAAAACCAGUUACAAGACAAAGACGGGAGUGACCAAAACGUUACGAGAAGAGAAGGUUACAAUGCAGGUCUGACAGAUUUUCAGUCUGUACUGAGUACAUUCACACGUUAUAGUCGACUACGAGUUAUUGCUGAGGUAAGGCAUGGAGAUAUUUUUCACUCGGCUAAUAUCGUUUCAAGCAUAGAAUUUGACCGAGAUGACGAAUUCUUUGCUACUGCUGGAGUUUCACGACGCAUCAAAGUAUUUGAUUUCUCUUCGGUCGUGAAUGAACCUGCAGAUUUGCACUGUCCUGUUGUGGAGAUGUCAACGCGGUCCAAACUUAGCUGCCUGAGCUGGAACAAGUACACUAAAAACCACAUUGCUAGUAGUGAUUAUGAUGGAAUAGUGACGAUUUGGGAUGUCACGACAAGACAAAGUGUGAUGGAAUAUGAAGAACAUGAGAAACGGGCGUGGUGUGUUGAUUUUUCUAGAACAGAUCCCUCAAUGCUUGUAUCUGGAAGUGAUGAUUGUAAGGUAAAAGUCUGGUGUACUAAGCAAGAUACAAGUGUGAUAAAUAUUGGCACAAAGGCAAAUAUAUGCUGUGUGAAAUAUAAUCCGGGAUCUAGUUAUCAUGUUGCGGUUGGAUCAGCAGAUCACAACAUCCAUUAUUAUGACUUGAGAAACACCACCCAUCCAGUCAAUAUUUUCAGCGGCCACAAAAAAGCAGUCUCGUACGUUAAAUUCUUGUCCAACCAUGAGCUUGCAUCAGCAUCAACUGACAGUACUCUUCGGCUAUGGGAUGUUAAACAAAACUCCCCUGUCCGUGUUUUUAGAGGGCAUACAAAUGAGAAAAAUUUUGUUGGUUUGACAGUGAAUAACGAGUUCAUCUCUUGCGGGAGUGAAACCAAUGAAGUCUUUGUUUACCACAAGGCAAUCAAGAAUCCAGUGACUUGGCAUAGGUUUGGUACCCCCGAGCUGGAGGGUGAGGACGAAGACAUGGCAUCUUUCUUCAUCAGUGCGGUAUGCUGGAAGAGUGACAGUCUUACAAUGUUAGCUGCUAACAGCCAGGGAAACAUCAAAGUUUUGGUGCUCGCUGGCUGAUCACCACCCCAACCAUCAUCCUUGUACUAGUAAUAAUUAUAGUAGUUAUUCUCCACAGCUUUGAUGCAUGGAAGCGCGCAAUAAUGCGAUUUCUCACAAAAGUUUCUGUGCAUUGGCUCCAAGUGAAGUCGAGUUCAGUAUUAUUUUGUAGAUGCAGUGAGGGAGGCCAAACCGAUAUUCUAAUUUCGAAGAUAGAAAACUUGUUUAGAAUUUGAUCCCAUUGUAGGCAAGUUUAAUUUCCUUAUUAUUCAUUAGUUUUUCCCGGAUGCACAGAUCUUUUACUCCGUUAUAACUUUUGAAUAGAAACAAAUGCUAAUAAAUCUGUUAUUAAAAGAAAUGACAUAUAGGGCCC